Messenger RNA from Phytophthora nicotianae INRA-310, 3751 nucleotides. RefSeq lists its product as hypothetical. Gene Ontology annotation, cellular component: cytoplasm. NCBI's taxonomy places the organism in Eukaryota, Oomycota, Peronosporomycetes, Peronosporales, Peronosporaceae. The transcript has 3 exons. The record is from RefSeq and is a predicted model, not a curated record. Bases 44 to 3283 code for a protein of 1079 amino acids.
GGAUGUCAGAUAUCUUGCCUUAUUCUUCAACUGGCUUGCGGGUAUGCGGCGGUUCUGCUGGCGGGAGCGCAGCGAGAAGCUCAACUGGCGGUUUCUAGGAGCUUUGGACGUGUCCAAUGUGGUGCGUCGAGGAGAUCCGGCCGUGCUGGAGCCGUAUGCGCUUCACAUAACGUUUGCACGACUGCCCAGUACGUUGAAAGACUCCACAACGCGCGACGCCUGGUUCCUUGUGCGCGUCCUGCAGUUGGCAAUGGAAUAUCUGCUCUAUAUGCGAGCGAGAGAUGGCGACGUCUUGGAGUCGCUGAGUCAGGAGCUGCGGCAGGUGGAGCAGGAGAGAGAUGAGCUGGUGGUGAGUACCCAGAAGUGGAAGGCAAGGGCUCGUAGCGGUGACAAGCAGGUCGACAAACUGCACCAAGUGCUGCAAAAUAUUGCCAAGCUACUGCAGAUUCACGGAGCUUCACCGUCGGCGGUGGCAACGAUCGAGACGCUGUUAACAGAACUGAUAUCGGAGAGACGAGCGAAGCAAAAGAGCCGAGCAUUGAUGGAGAAAAACGAUGAAGAGAUAGCAAACGUGAGGCCUGCAGUGCAAGAAGCUCGCGUGUGUGGGUAUUGUGGGAAAUUAUUCUCGUCGGCUGAGUAUCUAGAGAAGCAUCUGGUGAGGAGACAUGGAGGAGAGAGUGUUAACGUGGAAAUACCGGUGAAGCAUAAAAUGCAGCAACUUUAUGAAGAAGUGAGGGAAACUAAGGCGAAAAAUGAGGACUCGGCGGCGUCUGAAGCCGCGAUGCAGAAGAUGGUGCAGCAAGUAGAAAAAGCACUGCACGACCAUGAAGAGAAGCUACGUUCACUUGCCGAAGAAGAGACACAAAAAGUUAAACAAAUGUAUGAGCGAUUACAAUCAGAAACGCAACGAGCAGAGGAAAUGCGAAUUAGUCGCCUGGCAGCUGAACAACAGCAAGAGUCACUGCGACAACUAGAGGAAAUCAAUUUACAGAAGCAGAAAGCUGAGGAUGAGCUGGCGGAUCUGAAGCAGCAGAUCCAUUUUCUUACAUCGAAAAAGAAAAUGAUGAGAACUCCGACUAAAGCUGUAGUGCCUGCUACCUUACCGGCGAAUAAUAAUGAUGCAUUAAUCGCGGCGGAGAUGGAGAUCAGAGAGUUACAGCAAACUCUCGAUGCUGUGAAUGCAGAGCUGGCAUUGGCAAGAGAAGAACUGACGCAGGUUCAGGCAUUGCACUUGUCCGCUCUAAGGAAGAAGAAGGAGCUAGCUGAUAAGUUGGCAUUGUCACGCGAACCCUCACCUGUUGUAAAGCAAGAAAACAGUUCACAAACGGAGCAACAUGCUAUGAUCAAUGAGACCGUGCAGACGGACGAGCAGAGUAGUCCUCUUCCUGUUAAAAACGUGAAGUUAACUGAGUCAAGUGCUCCAGAGUGUGCGGAUGUGGGGACAGAUCCGUUGACUUUGAGUUACGAAGAUGUGGGUAUUCAAACGCUUGGUAUCUCGCAAGAAUCAGAGCCUUCGGUAGAUGCUGAGGCGCGGGUGAGCAUAAUAGAUGACCUAGUUUUAGAACAUGAACCGGCAUCUAGCCCAGCAGCAACCGUGCAGAUACUGGAUGAUUCAGCAACGGUCGACGUCAGUGUUGACGAGAAGGUAACCUCCUCUGAAUUAGCUAAGCGGGACGAUGAAGAACGCCUUCCAGACUGCAUCCAACGAAUUAACAGCCAAGAUCUUCUGGACACUAUCGACGAACGUGCUGAUAGCGCGGCAAGCAAAGCAGCAUUGAAUCCUGCACCAGAGUCAAGAAAUUACAGCUCGAUUUCUCGACAUAAAUACGUUCGUAGUCGCUUCCAGCAUGACGAGAGUGUGGUGAAAGAGCGUGUUUCCAGUUGUCUGGCGCAACUUGAGCAGUUUUCGAGUCGGUUUGGUGUUCCGCCGAAGAGUGUUCGCUUAUCCGAGGGCAAUUUGCAGAUCGUCCAGCAGGCUCUACAUGGCCACUUGGAAGUGUUGCCCACUGAUGUAUUGUCACGGAUGGUGGAGUGUGAAAAUGCCGUUAACGCGAUAAUCGAGAAGGAGUGGAUACCAAUGGAGAAGACGCGUCAGCAAGCGCUGGAGCGGUUUAAAGCAGAGACCCGGGUAAGAUCCGAGAUCAGUCAAGGGCUGGUUCGACAGGCAAUGGCAAGUUUUGGGGCUUUGAUGAACGCAAAUCAACCGAGGGACAUUGAGAGCAGUGGGCAGGUAGCAACAGUCGAUGCUGCGAAUGUCGAGGAAUUGCCGAUAGAACGACAGGAGGAUGAAGACUCAGCUCAUAAAGCAGCUGCCGAUACACAAACUGACUCAGGAACGGCACCAGUUCGCCGAUAUUCUGCGAAUAACCAGCUCACCGUGGUUGUCGGCGGAGAACCUACAACCGCAGAUACAGCCCAUCUUGCUGGUAGUUUUGAGGAAGCCAAAAUGUGGUCACCAAGUACCAAAUCUGCGAUUGAUACAACCGAAGUAGAGGAGCAAGCCCAGCCGUGCGAAGAACAAGAAACUAUUAACGUGGAACACCUCAAAUGCAACGACGAGGCAUCAAUAUUGGCGGAGACAGCAGAGUCAGAAAUCGAAUCUCAAGUGAUGGUCGAUAAUACUUCAACUGGAGACUUGGAGUUUUCAGAAGCUUCGGACGCCGGCCUUGAUACAUUAGCACACCAGAUCACGUCAAUAGCAGUAGGUGCAGGUACGGACGACACACGAAGAAGUGAUGAAGGGGUGGUCGACGCCCCAGCAUCCUUGUCACUUGAGCUUCAAGCUGUGUCACCACAAGAGAACGACGAGAACAACCGUCGAGUGGAAUGGCAGCAUGAAGAGCAAGAAAUGCAACACGAAGGUUCUCAAUGGCACCUUCCUCGCGUCGGCUCUUCCUCAGAAUUGGGAAAGCGUCCAGUUCGUACCGACAGCUUAAACUUACCCCGGUCUACAGACUCCCUGCAGUCAGACCGAUUGUCAGAUGUUCAAGACAUGACCAUCGACCCUGCAUCAAGGAACGACCACGUCCACUCAACGGCAAUGUCGUCCAACAUGUCGUUCGGCACGAGCAUUGUGACCUUAGACGAGAGUGAAUCCGUGGACUCACCAACUAGAAUAAUGGAACUUGUCGAUGCUGUUGACGAUGGGGACGCAACAAUUACCAAAGAGGAGUCUGCAUCUUCAAUCAGCCGCGAGUCUCCUCCUGCCACCACCCAAGACGAUCAAAUUGACAGCGUAAUGAGCUUCGACGACUCGGAUAUCGAAGAGGUAGUACUGACGUAGUACGUUGUAACAAGUCUAGGAUUUUGCAGUCUAACUUAAGCCGACUUGAUGGAAGACAUGCCGCCCGCCUGCUUAAUGAGUUGCUCCGUCUUGGCACGGUACUCCUCGUACUUGGCCUGGUCCUUCGGGAUACUCUCGUCGCCUUUCUUGUACAUCACAGCCAGGUUGUGGCACGCAGGGGCAAAGUUGGCGUCACAAGCCUUUUCCAGGUAUGUCUUCGCCUGCUGAAUGUCGCGCUUGAUCGGGCUGUUUGGUCCUGGACGCAAAUACAUGGUCGCCACGCGAUUGCAGCUAUUGGCGUCGUCACGCUCACAUCCCUCCUUGAAAGCCGCAAGAGCUUUAGGGAAAUCCUGGACAAAAAAUAAAUCGUUAGUACUGAAUUUUUGUAUCGGUCAACAAUUCGAUCUGUUCCGACCUUCUCGCAGCCAAUACCCUGUGUACGCAUAAAGCCCACAUGGUGACAAGCAG